Alternaria atra is the source of this 1152-nucleotide messenger RNA. RefSeq lists its product as uncharacterized. The record is from RefSeq and is a predicted model, not a curated record. NCBI's taxonomy places the organism in Eukaryota, Fungi, Ascomycota, Dothideomycetes, Pleosporales, Pleosporaceae. The transcript has 4 exons. The coding region runs from base 1 to 1152 and encodes 383 amino acids.
AUGUACUUCCGACCGGGAUAUGUGGUGGUGAUUGUCGGGGCGAUACUGACUACAACGUCGACAAUCAUUGUAGCGUUGCGAUACUAUUGCCGAUACUUCCUCAUGGGAUCAGUCAGUGCGAGCGAUCAUCUCAUGUUCGUCGCUCUUGUGGUUACAUGGGGCAAUUUCGUCGUCAACUUCUAUCAAGAUGAGACGAGCAGCCAUUCCCGUCCAAGCUACCUGUACAAUCCAGAGAAGCGACCCGAGAUCGAGAUGCAAGUACGCGGGAAUCUCAUAUCAUGGUGGGUAUACCGCUUGACCUACACCAUUGGCCUUGGCUUCGUAAAGCUUAGUAUCCUCUUUUUCUACCGCGCCAUCGCCGCGAAUAAAACAUUCCGUCGGCUUGUAUACGCUACGAUCGCGUUCGUCUGCAUGUACACGUUCGCUGCGAGCAUAGCGUCUACCUUCCAAUGCGAAAACCCUUCCGACGCCUGGUCCACAGCCAACUACUUCGCACAGUUCGAUCGCGAUCCAAACACCAAGCGCAAGCCUGUCAAAUGCUUCGAUCCUAUCAAGCUGUGGGUGUUUUCGUCGGCCUCCAAUCUGAUAAGCGACGUAAUCAUCCUGAUGCUUCCUCUUCCGACACUGCUCAGUCUUCGCAUACCCAUGACCAAACGUCUAGCGCUCAUCGGCAUUUUCUCGGUCGGCAUCAUGGCUAUAACCGCAUCUUCCGUACGCAUGUGGGUUAUGAUGCUAUGGGCCGAGUCACCCUACAACUCUGCACGCUUUGGGAACGACAUGCUCUUGUGGGGUCAGGUUGAGACCAACAGUGGCAUCAUCUCCUCAUCUAUACCCUUUCUCCGUCUCUUAUUCCGUAGUAAGCAAAAGGACGAGCGAAGUGUAACGCCAAGAAAGGUCAGCAAACCUCCAUCGAUACCUCUCCAGAUCGAUGCCUUCAGCCAGCAUAAAGCGCUCGAUAUGGGCGAAUGGCCGCUCCCGGAUGAGAAGAGAGCCGCGGAGAAUUCUAACUGCUUCAUUACAAUACAUGCAGAGACGGUCCGUAAUAGGGGUUCCAGCUGGGGUCCCUUUAUCACAAUACCGGAAAGCCUCAGCUCAGGUAGCAGAGGCGAGACACUGCUAGAGCCUACACACCACCCACACAUGACGGUUUGA